Lotus japonicus is the source of this 1136-nucleotide messenger RNA. Its product is annotated as protein ENHANCED DISEASE RESISTANCE 2-like. Lineage: Eukaryota; Viridiplantae; Streptophyta; Magnoliopsida; Fabales; Fabaceae. The coding region runs from base 110 to 1006 and encodes 298 amino acids. The transcript has a single exon. The record is from RefSeq and is a predicted model, not a curated record.
CUGUAUCGUAAUUCCUAAAAAUACAGGGAUAUCUUUUGUGAAUAAUAAUUUUUCAUUUCCCACCCCUAUAUUCCCUGAAUUCUUAUUAGUACACCCAUCAUCACAGUCCAUGUUAAAUGGAGUUCAGUUCAGCACAGUGCGCACCCUUCUGAUAAUGUGCCCCCAAACGAACACUCACCGGAGCUCCGGUGAAACAGUCGACUGGAUCUCCGACGCAAUCAACGGCGGCUCCCUACGCCACGUCGACCUCCACACCGGAACCAAUGGCUGGGCCUCUCCACCGGGAGACCUCUUCUCUCUUCGCUCCACCAACUACUUCACAAAACGCCAGAAAUCCCCCGCCGGAAACUACCUCCUCUCGCCGGCCGGCAUGGAUUGGCUGAAAUCCACCGCCAAGCUCGAGAACGUGCUCGCACGCGCCGACAACCGCGUGUCAAACGCGCUCCGUACCCGGAAGAGCUUCAUCUUCGCCGUGAACCUCCAAAUCCCCGGCGGGAAGGAUCACCACAGCGCGGUUUUCUACUUCGCAACGGAGGAACCGAUCCAACCCGGUUCGCUUCUCGACCGGUUCGUGAAUGGCGAUGACGGGUUCAGGAACCAGCGGUUCAAGCUGGUGAACCGGAUCGUGAAGGGGCCGUGGAUCGUGAAGAAAGCGGUGGGGAACUACAGCGCGUGCUUGCUGGGGAAAGCGUUGACAUGCAAUUACCACAGAGGAUCGAACUACCUCGAGAUCGAUGUGGAUAUUGGGAGCAGCGCGAUUGCGAACGCGAUUUUGCAUCUCGCGUUGGGUUACGUUACUGCCGUCACGAUUGACAUGGGGUUUGUUAUCGAGGCGCAGGCGGAGGAGGAGUUGCCAGAGCGGUUGAUCGGUGCCGUUAGAGUUUGCCAGAUGGAGAUGUCGUCUGCUACUGUAGUGGAUUCGUUAUACGCGCCGCCGGUGGCGCGUGGGUCUGGGUUGGCUAAGGUGAAUUGCCAGGAGGACGACGACGUUGGAUCGGAGGCUUAAUUUGUUUUUUUAGUGAUAAAAUUCAUGUUUUCUUUCUUUUUUUUGGAUUUUUUGCAAAUAGUUAUUUUCCUUGUGGAUUCUUAUUUCCCAAUUCUUAAAUAUGAAUGGAAAAUAUUUCUUGUUUACUCUA